CCCCCUCCCCUCCCUUAUGCCUCCCCCCCUCCCGUAGCACCGCUGGGUGGGCUGGAACGGGACACUUUCAGCGCACCGACCCUCACCUGUUUCCUACCACCUCUGCGUUCAGACCGGCUGCGCACCUCCCUUCAGCUUGGAAGAUGCAGAUGUCAGGGAUUUCCUCCUCAUUCCUGAUGGCACGAGGCGCCUGAGGCUGCCGGCUGACAGACGGAUGUGGAGUUGAAGAGGCUGCGGUGGGAUCACGCAGCAAUACAGGGGUUUCCCUCAGAUUUCAUUCGGACAUCAGGAGAUGAGUGCGGGACACAAAAUGCGUCUGCAUGAUGCCAUCAUGUUUUUGUGCCCUUCAUAAUCCUGUUAGGGCAACACAGUGGACCCGGACACUUGCCUGCCUUCCUGACUCGUCGGACUCAUCUGUUGCAGCUAUUAGAUACAAGUCACCUAGAAAUUAGCUGAUUAGAGACAUCAGUACUACCCCGAUUCUCUUUUGGCUACAUAUUUUGAUCUUUAAUUAAGAUCACUGAAGGCUGAAAUAAACCUUCUGGUUAGAAGUGUAGAAAGACUUUGGCCUCCAAAGACUCCUGUUCUUAUCCUGCUCUGAGUGGCCCGCUGUGGAGCAGCGAGCCUUCCAAAUGCUGCCAUGCCCAUCAUCAGCAACACCAACCAUGAUUUCAGCAAUCUUUCGGUCAGCGAUGACAGCAGUCUGGAUCGGAUCUUCACUGAAAUUCCAGAAACUGAGACCAUCAAGGGAGUGUACUACAAGAGGGCACAGUUUAUUCGCAGGCCAGAAGACCUUGUCUCCGUUGACCAUACCUUGUUGGCUGUGAUUAAUGUGGGUGGAAAUCGUUACACCUUCCCCUGGACCACUCUCCAGCAGUUCCCCCUCACAAGACUAGGUCGCCUCUGUGGCUGUCGGUCACUUGAGGAAAUUGCCAGUGUAUGUGACGACUAUGAUGAAGCCAGGAAGGAGUUCUUCUUUGACCGCUCUCCAUCCGCCUUUAAAGUCAUCCUUAACUUCUUGGCAGCAGGGAAACUACGGCUUCUGCGAGAGAUGUGUGUCCUGUCCUUGCAUGACGAGUUGAACUACUGGGGGGUCGAGAUGGCCUACAUGGAGCGCUGCUGCAAGAGAAAGAUGUACACACGCAUCGAGGAGGUGCAUGAGAAGGAGAGACGGGAGGAGGAGCGUAGGCAGAGAAAUGCCAUGCAGCGAGUCCCAGUGGAGGAAACAAAGUACAGGAAAGUGAUGAAUUGGCUGAGAGAUAUGGUGGAGAAUCCUCAGUCAGGCCUACCAGGGAAGAUCUUCGCCUGUUUGUCAGUGAUCAUGGUUGCUGUCACUGUUGUUAGCUUGUGUAUCAGCACCAUGCCUGACCUCAGAGAGGAGGAGGACAGGGGUGAGUGUUCCUCCAAAUGCUACAACAUGUUCAUCAUAGAGACGGUGUGUGUGGCCUGGUUCUCCCUGGAGUUCAUCCUACGCUUCAUUCAGGCCCCCAGCAAGCUCGAUUUUCUCCGAGGGCCGCUCAAUAUCAUCGAUGCCAUGGCCAUCCUGCCCUACUAUGUUUCACUUGUGGUGACGGAAGAGGAUCAGAGCUCUGAGCAUGAGAGGCCUGGUGGAGGUAAGGGCUACUUGGACAAACUGGGUCUGGUGCUGAGGAUCCUGCGGGCGCUGAGGAUUCUGUACGUGAUGCGGCUAGCUCGCCACUCCCUCGGCUUACAGGUGCUGGGGCUGACGGUCAGGCGCAGCACCCGGGAGUUUGGCCUCCUUCUUCUUUUCCUCUGCGUAGCUGUCACCCUUUUCUCUCCUCUCGUCCACCUUGCGGAAAGUGAGCUUACAGGCACCCAUGAUUUCAGCAGCAUUCCCGCCUCUUACUGGUGGGCGAUCAUUUCCAUGACAACCGUAGGUUACGGUGACAUGGUGCCGAGGUCCAUUCCAGGGCAGGUUGUUGCGCUGAGCAGCAUCCUGAGCGGGAUUCUUAUUAUGGCUUUUCCAGCUACCUCCAUCUUCCAUAUGUUCUCCCGCUCCUACCAGGAGCUCAAGAUGGAGCAUGACCGUUUGUUUAAGGAGGAGUGUGAAGCCGCUGCUGCAGCUGCUGCUGCCACAGGCGUGCAGGAGGUAGGAGGUGAAGACAAGAAGGAGGAAUCACCUCAAUCAGAACAUCAGGAGGAAAAUAAGAAUCAGUCAGUGGAGUCUCUGGCUCUGCUCGGUAAUGGUGGUGAAACUACAGGAACUAAUAACCACAGUCUUCCAGCAGCAGCUUUUUAAAGAUUCAUGCUGGGUGCUGAACUUUCAUUAAAACAAGUUCACUAAUCUUUGUGCCGCUUAGAAUAUGAGUACUACUAAGGAACUAAUACCCCAAAAGCCUAACUGCCCAUUAAUGGCAACUGCAUUAUUUUGGAUACAAAAAAAUCUUUUUUUGUAUUUUGUUUUUCUUUUCAAUGCAUAGACAAGGAAAAUGAAGAUAAGCUGGAGGACUAAGCACCCUUUAACCUAAAUGGUUCUCUGUUUCUGACUAGAAGGCAUCUGCAGCAAUAUUAGAAACAGGCUGCUUCCAUAAACUUGAAAUAUUAAAUCCAAAGUCGCUUCUCCUUCCACUGUGAAAAUGCUUAAGACUGACUGCAACCUUUGUUCUAUUUUCAUUUCUAUUCAAUAUGUUGCCUAAAGUAUGAUCUAAAACAUACUUAACCUUUCUGCCAUGAAUGCAAAUAAAUGCACCUCCUAGUUUAUAUAUGAAAAGCUUCAAGCCAUGUUCUGAAAAGAAUUAAUCAAUGCAUUGUAACCCAUAUGUAAUGUAUAUCCAUCGUUCUCACAUUUUUAAAACUAUGACCCGAUGAAUAAGUGAUGGUUCUACUGUGACUCUUACUUGAACUGCUGUGAGAAGAUGUUUACCCCCUGACAGAUUUGUUCUGUUUUUGCUGUUUUGUCAAACU
Cyprinodon tularosa is the source of this 2925-nucleotide messenger RNA. It is a transcript of the gene kcng4a, whose product is annotated as potassium voltage-gated channel, subfamily G, member 4a. The record is from RefSeq and is a predicted model, not a curated record. Gene Ontology annotation, biological process: potassium ion transmembrane transport; protein homooligomerization. The transcript is spliced from 4 exons. The coding region runs from base 641 to 2260 and encodes 539 amino acids. NCBI's taxonomy places the organism in Eukaryota, Metazoa, Chordata, Actinopteri, Cyprinodontiformes, Cyprinodontidae. Gene Ontology annotation, molecular function: protein binding; delayed rectifier potassium channel activity. Gene Ontology annotation, cellular component: membrane; voltage-gated potassium channel complex.